AUGAAGGGCGCCAGGUUCAGCUCCAUGCUGUUUGGCCCCGCCUACGGGCGCCUUGGCGGCACUAGCCACGCGCUCAUCCCGGCGCUCAUGGCUGGGGGCUUGCUGGGCCACCUGUCCACCAGCUCCGUGGGUCCCAUCGACGUAUCGUUUCUGCGCCGUCACUGGUACGGGAGCGGCUCUCGCCCCUUCUUUCUGGGCCUAUUUUUGGGCUUCGGCAUCGGAUACAUCGUGUACCCGUCGCUGUCGCCGUAUGUAUCCGCCUGGCUCGCCUAUGUGCGCGGAAUCGUCGCGCGUUUCAGCCGGCGUGGCGGGAAGGACGGCAACGGUACAGACACGCAGUAG
This is a messenger RNA of Babesia bigemina, 342 nucleotides long. RefSeq lists its product as hypothetical. The transcript has a single exon. The record is from RefSeq and is a predicted model, not a curated record. Lineage: Eukaryota; Apicomplexa; Aconoidasida; Piroplasmida; Babesiidae. Bases 1 to 342 code for a protein of 113 amino acids.